This is a messenger RNA of Zeugodacus cucurbitae (melon fly), 876 nucleotides long. RefSeq lists its product as uncharacterized. The record is from RefSeq and is a predicted model, not a curated record. Bases 480 to 800 code for a protein of 106 amino acids. The transcript is spliced from 2 exons. NCBI's taxonomy places the organism in Eukaryota, Metazoa, Arthropoda, Insecta, Diptera, Tephritidae.
GCAGUAGGUAGACAGGUGUGCUUGAGUGUGUGUUUGUUGUGAUUGCUUACUUUAUAUGGAGAACGCGUCGUAAGCAUUUUAUGUGCGCGACGCCGGCGUUCAAUGUUAGUUUAUUAAACGUGGCGGCCAAAGCCGGACGGACAAUUCAAUUGAACAUUACGUUGAAAGUGUUGAAGCAAAGCGCACAAAAACACAACGCGGCUGUAAUUGUUGAAGAGUGCUCUGUGUGCUAUUAGAAUUUCUCGAAUUUUUGGAAUAAUUUCAAAAUCGUGCAAAAACGUUGAUUAUACAAUUCGAUUGCAAGUGCUGGCGUUUUAGUGGAACGACGUAGUAUUUUGUUUAAAAUAUAACGAAAUUAAAAAACAAUUUUGUGGAAAAAAUUAUAAAAAUAUUAAAAAAAAAAAUUUGAGAAAAUUUAGAAAAAAAUCUGAAAAAAACAGUUAAAAAAAUUUAAUUAAGAAAAUUUGUAAAAAAAAAUUAUGAAAAUGCUUACCACACAAAACCAUUGCAACUACCGUCACUCCCCCUUCGCCGUAGUGCAAAUGCUAUUCUUAUUAGCAAUAUGCGCCUACUCCGUAGCCAGUGUGCCAAGGUUCGCGCUCGCUAUAGAAUCGCUUGAGGAGGAGUCGUCGGUCGCCAGCAACUCGGUGGAGGAUUUCGAGGAGAGUUUCGCUGCCGAUAAACUGCUAGCGAAGGACACGGUCCUGAAGAAGAAUCCGGCGAAUAUUGGCAACAAAUUGAAAGAGCUGUGGGAACAAAUACCGGAGCAUACGUUGAAUGCGUUGGAUAUCAAAAAGUGAAGGAGCAGAAAAUAAGCAAUAAAUGAUUGAAAUGCGGUGGCAUAAGCAAUUGAAGGAAAGGGGGAUGGGGGAUGAA